AUGGCAUCAAUUGUGUAUCGUUGCUACAGUGGUAUUCUUCUACUGGGGCUUCAUGUUAUCAAUUUUCACCUAUGCAGUAAUUUCUUCCGUCCGACCCUAUUACCGCUACUCUUCACAACAAAUGAGGUGAGACUGGUGCAUUCCAUUAAUUCAUACUUGAAAGAGUUCACUUUGGACCAACAAAUAUCCCUCAAUAAGAUUGAAAGUUUAAAGCCUCUCGGCUCGAAGAGCAAAGAAACGUCCAAAUCUCCGGAUCUUCAGUAUUAUUCGAAGAUCUCAAAUGUCUCCUUCGACUUGCUGAUGUCCUUCUCACUGCAGCUGAUUGAACUAUUCUUGAUUGAUAUAUUGGAUGUGACAGACUUUGAAUUUCGUCAUUUUGACUGGUAUGUUACGCUAUCUAUUUUGACCUUUUCUUUGACGUAUUUGAUACCAAGCUGCAUACUGUACACGUGGAUAUUUUCGAAUAACAGGAACAAGUACAUUACUCGAAACCAAUUACUUCAAAACAUCAUUGGCUUUAUCGGAGUUUUCAUAAUAUGGGGUUCGUUCAUAUGUAUGUUAUACUUUGUCACCGUUACGAAAGAAGUGAAUGGGAACUUUUCCCAAUUGUCGCUUUAUCUGUUGUCGUUAUUUGGGGUCUGUUGUCUAUCCAUAUUGAAUGGUAUGGGUUGCAUAAUGGGGUGUUCUGACUCACUGGACUGGUAUCUCGGCAAAGAAGAGCUUAAACUACAGAAAACAGAGCUUGAAUUGUCAUAUGAGUUGAGGAAUUUAGAUGCUCUGCUUGCAAAAUCCAAUGAAAGUAAAGUCAAUGAUAUGAUUCGGGAUCAGUUAUUCAAAAUUGAUUCCCUUGCAAGAGACGUCAGCCUAAUCAAGCAAAACUGUCAUGGUAUCCAACUUUGUACCAAAUUCAUGUUUUGGACCUACUGUAUUUACAAGGCAUUGAGUGGGAUUGUACUAGCAGUGACAAUGGUCUUUUUCACUUUGGGUGAUAUACAUCGAGCAAUCGACAAAUCUGAUGGUGUCACCACUGAUUCAGAAAAAUUCGGCAACGGUAGUGGAGACUUCUUAUCUAGUAUGAUUGCAAAAAUACUAUUAGUUUAUUUUUUAAAUGACAGGAAAACAAGAUCACUUUUAUCAUUUGAUGACAUUGUUGAAAAUAAUGAGGAGACUUUAGGACGAAUAACGAUGAUCGUCAAUUUCGUGAUUUCUCUCGUUUUCUUUAGCUUUUCCUUUCAAAAUGUUGUGCUAACCUUCAAGAAUUUCAAGACGCUUAGUAGGAAAUUAGUUGGAUUAUCGGAAUUUGAAGUUUUCAACAAACUACGGGACAAUUUUGUACGUUUAACACAAACACAGGAGACACUUAAAUUCAUGAAUAAAGACGGGAAUCUCUUAAAGUUCAACAUUUUCAAUGAAUUGACAUAUUUGUUAGUUUGCGAGAUUACUGGUAUAUAUGUUGUCUCCACAGCUUUAUUGUUGAACUCCGCCAAUAUGCCGAUUCAUUUAUCACAGUUGUCGAUAAAUCAGAAUGAAUGGGACGCUAGGAAAUCUGCUACUAUUGUUUCCGAUAUAAAUGCUAAGUUCAUGAACGAUUGGUUUGAUAGAUGGUUUGCUGUUGGGUGUAUUGGUACGGUACUUGUUAUUGUUAUCCUCGAUCAAGUACAAUCAGUAUACCUGAACCCUCAACUAAAAUACGAUGAGGAGGCAUUGGCUUAG
Pichia membranifaciens NRRL Y-2026 is the source of this 1713-nucleotide messenger RNA. RefSeq lists its product as hypothetical. The coding region runs from base 1 to 1713 and encodes 570 amino acids. The record is from RefSeq and is a predicted model, not a curated record. The transcript has a single exon. NCBI's taxonomy places the organism in Eukaryota, Fungi, Ascomycota, Pichiomycetes, Pichiales, Pichiaceae.